Messenger RNA from Scheffersomyces coipomensis, 1140 nucleotides. RefSeq names its product tRNA methyltransferase. Lineage: Eukaryota; Fungi; Ascomycota; Pichiomycetes; Serinales; Debaryomycetaceae. The record is from RefSeq and is a predicted model, not a curated record. Gene Ontology annotation, molecular function: tRNA methyltransferase activity. Gene Ontology annotation, biological process: cytoplasmic translation; tRNA methylation. Gene Ontology annotation, cellular component: cytoplasm. The coding region runs from base 157 to 1062 and encodes 301 amino acids. The transcript has a single exon.
UCAAAAUUUUUUUCUUCCCACUGUCGUCUUUGGUACAGUACGUACUGAACAGACUAAAUUUUUUUAGGUGUGAAAUAUUUCUAUGAUGAGGUCAAAGUUGAUUGUCAUAGUUUAUAUCAUAUAGGUUUACCAACCACUCCACUUCAUUACUUCAAGAUGGGUAAAUCAAGUAAGGAUAAGAGGGAUAUCUACUAUAGAAGGGCCAAAGAACAAGGUUGGAGAGCCAGAUCUGCCUUCAAAUUACUUCAAUUAAAUGAUGAAUUUCAAUUAUUUAAUGGUGUUAAAAGAGUAGUUGAUUUAUGUGCUGCUCCAGGUUCAUGGUCACAAGUCUUAAGUCGAGAAUUAUAUCAAAAUCAAAAUCAAAAGGAUGCCAAGAUUGUAGCGGUUGAUUUACAACCCAUGACUCCGAUUGAAGGGGUAACUACUAUUCAAGCUGAUAUAACUCAUCCUAAAACUUUACAAUCAAUAUUAGAAAUCUUUGGAGGUGAACCAGCUGAUUUCGUUUGUAGUGAUGGUGCUCCUGAUGUAACUGGUUUACAUGAUUUAGAUGAAUAUAUUCAAGCCCAAUUAAUUUUAUCUGCUUUACAAUUAACUACAUGUAUAUUAAAACCAGGAGGAUCAUUUGUUGCAAAAAUUUUUAGAGGUAGAGAUAUUGAUUUAUUAUAUAGUCAAUUAGGAUAUUUAUUUGAUAAAGUGAUAUGUGCCAAACCAAGAUCAUCAAGAGGAACAUCAUUAGAAGCCUUCAUAGUAUGUUUAGGAUAUAAACCUAGAUCAGGAUGGAAUCCAACUUUAGAAUUAAAUAAAUCAACUGAAGAAUUUUUUGAAGAUGCUAAUAUUGGUAAAAGUUAUAAUUUACAACAUUUUGAAUUACCUGAUCCUGAAGAAAGAAAAAUCGCUAAAUUUAUUGCUUGUGGAGAUUUAAAUGAUGGUGAUUCUGAUGCUACUUAUACUAUUGAUAUUGAUAGUACUGUUAAAGGAUUAGAUCCAGUUCAAAUGCCAACUGCUCCACCAUAUAAAAAGGCUUUAGAAAUGAAGAGAAGAGGAGAUUUAGUAAGACGUUGAGAAUUACAACCAACAAAAGGGCUUGUAUCAUAGUGUACCAUUAUUAUUAUUAUAGUUAUAUGUAUAUAUUAUAUAGAA